Messenger RNA from Zea mays, 751 nucleotides. Its product is annotated as 40S ribosomal protein S14. The transcript has 6 exons. NCBI's taxonomy places the organism in Eukaryota, Viridiplantae, Streptophyta, Magnoliopsida, Poales, Poaceae. The coding region runs from base 33 to 488 and encodes 151 amino acids. Gene Ontology annotation, cellular component: ribosome. Gene Ontology annotation, biological process: translation. The record is from RefSeq and is marked provisional. Gene Ontology annotation, molecular function: structural constituent of ribosome.
AGCAAACCUAACGUACCCUCUUCCGCGCCGCCAUGUCUGGGAGGAAGAAGACGCGGGAGCCCAAGGAGGAGAACGUGACGCUUGGCCCCGCUGUCCGCGAGGGAGAACACGUCUUUGGCGUUGCGCACAUCUUCGCCUCCUUCAACGACACUUUCAUCCAUGUGACGGAUCUGUCUGGAAGGGAGACGCUCGUCCGCAUCACUGGUGGCAUGAAGGUUAAAGCUGAUCGUGAUGAGUCCUCGCCUUAUGCUGCUAUGCUUGCCUCACAGGAUGUCGCGCAAAGAUGCAAGGAGCUUGGAAUUACUGCAUUGCACAUUAAGCUCCGUGCUACUGGUGGAAACAAGACCAAAACCCCUGGCCCUGGUGCUCAGUCUGCUCUUAGAGCUCUUGCUCGAUCUGGCAUGAAGAUAGGCCGUAUUGAGGAUGUUACUCCAGUCCCCACAGACAGCACACGCAGAAAGGGUGGUAGAAGAGGAAGGAGGCUGUAAUUUCGAGUCCUGACGUGGUGCCCUGUCAGAUGUAGCAGUUCAAGUCUGUCUGCAUCUAAUAUACUGAGUUAUUAGGUUUUGUAUCGAUUGAAGUUUUGAGUGAACUCUUGAAUGCUUACCAAUACUCAUUCUUGACAUGGCAUACAACAUAGCAGCACAAUUACAAGAGGCCCUACUGACUGUUUGUCUGUGUUUGAUCGGUACUGGGGAGCGGUGUCAACCUAUGGUUUCGGGUGACCCUAACAAUGGACAGCAUGUUCCUG